UUUUUCAACACUCGGAGGGGUGACAUUGUGAGAGAAUCCAUCAAAAAUCUACAUAUAUAGCUUUAUUAAGCUACUGUUCUUCUGUUUUUGACGCUCCAGAAGAAUGGAUGGUUAUUCCUUGUGGAGUUUUUAAGAAUUCCGAUACGAAGUCGACACAGAUCAGACGCUCGCAGAUAAAAAGACAAGGCUGAAGUUUACUUUGAUACCUUAGUAGUGUUACAAAGAUCAUAGUCAGAACAGGCUCGGGUCAUACACGGAAAGGCUUUACUUACAAAGAACACACAGUAAGCAAUGGAACGUGUUGGCAAUACUUCACAAAUUACAAAACUAAAGGCUUUAUAAAUUAACUGCUGAACGGAAUGAAAUGACAGCUUAGAAUUCCGGUGAGGAAGAACGCUGGAACGAAUGUUCAGUGGGAGGAGAGUCAUGUGAUCUCCCACUGACUCAUGGGAGUUGGAGUCUAGACAGUCCAUGGACUCGAGAUUCUACAGGGGAAAGGGAACAAGCAGAGGAGGCGUCCUCGGCAGGAGGCGUUUCAAUACAGCGACUUCCAUUUACUUUUAAGUUAGUAAUGUUGGUAGAAAUAUAUUGUUUUAUGAAAAAAAAACAAUUGGAGUAAACUUUUAUAAUGAUGGAAAAAGUAUAAUUUAUGGAUUAUAUAGUACAUUUGGUGUGCAAGUUACCCAAGAGGCUAGGCUAUGUGAAUUUGUAGCCAGUGAUGUGUACUUGUGGGAAAAAGCUAUUUUCCUGUGGUUUUGAAUGUAAUACUGGUUUUCUGUAUGGUUCAGUUUUGAUGGUGAGUCAGUGCCACUGGAUCCUGGGACACUUGUACACAUAUACUGAGCAGCCAGAACUUUGGAACCUUUGACAGUGAACUUUUCAUUCUAACUGGAUACAGCUAAGCACAUACAUUCACUAUCUGGGUAGUUGCGAGCCAAUAUUUUGUUUUCGGAACUCUUUUUAUCAAGAGCUCUCAUUAUUAUUUUCCUUUUUUUUUUUAUUUCUUUUGAAUAGCCAUUUUCCUCAAAGAACCUAAAGGUAUAUGUGCACUCUGUAAUAAAUCCGAUUCUUUUUCCUUACAAGCAUAUUGCCUAUUCUUCUUACUGUCCCCUCUCUUCUAAACCUAGGUAAUGAUAGUGCGUUGCUUACUGUAGUUAAUCUGACUCAGAGUAGCUAUAGAACCAUGCCCAGGUUCAUGUUUAGCUUCAGAUAGAAUGUUUGUACAUUCUUACCGGAAUGUACUUGGUACUUUAUAGAAGGAAAGGAAUUUCUUACUGAACAGAGAUGAUCAAGUUAAAUGUGAGGGUAUAGAUACAUUAUUUUCCAUCCAUUUCAAUGCUGUUAUAAAUGAGUGAAUUUUGACUUCGUAUGGUUUGUUUAUUAGUACAAACAUAUUGACUGAGAUAUAUGUCGUUAUAUGUUGAGAGAAAUUUGAUGGAAAGCCGGUGAGUGUUGGAAGCAGAAGUGUGCUUCUGGGUCUAGGAAAUUGUUUUUUUUUUAUUUAGAGAAUGAUAUUUCAUCACUACCCCUUUAACUCAAGGCGCAGAAGCAGUGUGGCAUUCUGAGUGGCGUGUGGUGAGAGAUAGAAGGAGGCGGGGGUUGGGUGGAGGGCGUCAGGUUGACUGAGUGCAAGGGGGCAGGAGGAGGGAUUGUUUCUGCGUCUGUCAUCUCUGUCAUUCAUCUGCGGCACGGCGCAACAGCAGGGAGCCCCUGCUGGGGGCGGGCGUGGGGGUUGGGCGCUGGAGGAAGAGAAAGAGAGAGAGCGAAAAAGGGAUAAGGACUGUUAGGACAUGAGCAGCAGCUGCUGCUGCAGCAUAACUAGACUAAUUGGGAGAAAGAGACUGGACUUACAUACUGCACGCUUCAUACACAUGGAUAACCUUGUAAAGACAUGACCUCUUUGCCAGUCUAUCGUUCGUCACAUGUUUGGUGCUUUCUGUAAGCUGGAAUCACAGAAUAGAGGGAGGAGCACGUGGAGGUAGCUAAAGAAGACAAGAUCUAGAUCUGGAGAUUCAGGCUGAAGAAGUCUUCACUGCCAAGACCCCUCUGGGCGACGGGGAGUUGAGGAGAACGAGGGGAAUGGCAGCCAAGAAGGGGAGGUCAGGGCUUCCACAAGCUACCCCUCGGGCUGACCUAUCAGCCUACCGAAGUGGUAGCUCUGAAGGUCGUGUUCCAUUGCCCACCAAGCUGCGCAAAGAAAAAUCCCUGACCAACAUUUGUGUACUUACGGACUCCGAAAAAAAGAUGCAGCUGUACCAGCACAAGUGGUCAGAUGACAUGACCAGGACUGGUGCAGGUCAGAUCAAGGCAAGUAAACCCAAAGAUGGAGCUGGUGCCAGCUCUCUACUGUCCAAAAAUCUUUCCAAGUCAGAGCAUUCUCUCUUCCAAGGAAAACCAAAAGGCUUCAGUCCACUUCUGACAACUUCUGCCCCUAGCAAGCCCAGCCGGAUUCCCCGUGGCCUUUAUGCCGAGGUUAAACCCAUCAGCAAGGCUGAAGAAGCUACAGAAAGCAGUAAGUCAAAUGAUGAUGAAGUGAUUCACUCUAACAAGGCUAAUUCUAAUAGCAGGACCACUCCAGGAGGGUGUAAUGGUGCAUCUGAAGUAGAAGAAGGAGAUAAGACCUUUUUAAAGGUGGAUCCACAGCUGGUGGUUACUGUGCUUGGUGACUUGGAACAGCUUCUCUUCAGUCAAGUGCUGGAUCCAGAUUCUCAGAGGAAGCGUACAGUUCAAAAUGUCUUUGACCUUCGGCAGAACCUUGAAGAUACUGUGUCCAGCCUGCGGGGAUCCCAGCUCAGUCACAGUUGUCAGGAGAGCACCAUGUGUUACGACAGUGAUGACACCAAUGCCCCCAGUGUUUCCAGCCUGUCCAGCCGCUCAUCACCUCUUUCUUGGCAACAGGGGCAGGCCAGCCCUCGACUGCAGGCUGGUGAUGCCCCUUCUUCUGGUGGGACAACUCACAUGCUGCAUCUGCGCUUCUCUACUGGCCACUUUCAGCGCAUCCAUUUUGUAGAGGGCUUGGAUGCUGCAGAUGGCUUGGCUAACCUGACAUGUGACUACCUCACAGAUGGUGGCCUCACAGUCAAGAAUCUGCAGGAGGAUGAAGAUGUGGAUGUUGACCACACGGGUAACUGCUGGGAUGAGAGCAGCUCUAUCAGUAGUGGUUUGAGUGAUGGCUCAGAUAACCUCAGCUCAGAAGAGUUCAACGCCAGCUCCUCCCUCAACUCUCUGCCGACCACUCCCAUUGGCUCACGCCGCAACUCUGCCAUUGUGUUGCGCACAGAUGCAGAAAAGCAUUCGCUUGUGGAGAGUGGUCUGUCCUGGUACAGUGAGGAGGCCAAGGCACAACGCAGGAGUGAGGGAUGCUAUGACACAGGCAGCUUGAAGACUGAGUCGGCCAACAAGUGGAAGAAGUUCCGGGUGCAGGAUGAUGCUGGGGUCAAAGGUGAACUGAGGAAGCCACAGGCACCUAAUCAUCAGUCCGGUCUGAAAAAGGGUCGCAAACCCCCGGUGGGCAUAACCUCUCCAAUCACCCACAACCCACAGAACUUGCAGAAAGCACUGGGAGCAACAAAAAAUGACCAAAGAGUGGUGGGCAAAGCAAAGAUGGCAGUGAAAUCAUCUGGUCUACAGCGCUCAUGUUCAGAUGCAGGGAAAGAUCAGAGUCAGAACCGCAAGCCAGUCUCCGGCCUAGUCCGACCUUCUGCUGGAACCAGCAACUCCUUUGGUUUCAAAAAGCCUGCCCCAGUUACUGGCACUGCCACGGUUCUCAACUCUACUGGCAACUCUGUCUCAGUAGCCUCCACAACCAAAACUUCUAAGUCCUCUGGCAUUCCAGUAAAACCUUCAAGUGGAAGUAGCAGUAACAGCAGCAGUUGUAAAACCAGCCUUGAUGUGUCAAAUUGCAAUCAGGGCAUUUUGGCUCCCAACUCUCGAAAUAACAUCCAGUAUCGUAGUCUCCCAAGACCUGCCAAGUCCAGCACUUUGAGUUUGACAGGAAGUAAGCCUGGGCCUCGUCCUGUUAGCAGCAAUAUAGAUAGUGGUCUGCUCAGCCUCAAACCUGUGGUUCCGCAGUCCAAGCUGAAGGAACCAGGUAGUGGGAAAAGCUCUGGACGAAUUGUUAUGAGUGGGAGUGGCCCAGUGAAUCAAACGGACAGGGAGAAGGAGAAGGCGAAAGCAAAGGCAGUGGUGUCAGACUCUGAAUGUGGAGGCAGUGGAGCAGUGAAGAAUGGGCCUUCCACACCCACACAGAGCAUAGAACCUGCCUCCAAAUUACUAGGACUCAGGCAGCCAUCCAACAUGGGGAAAUACUCUGAUCUGACUUCGCCAAAUUUUCACUGUCUUCCCAGGCCUUUGAGUGCCAAAACGCUGUCCAAACCCACCCACCUGGAUAAAGUCAACUCCAAUAGCCUGGACUGCAGUGUAUUAAAUAUGGAAGACCAUCGCCCUCCUAAAGUGCUGCCCAAACUUCAGAAUUUAUCGUCUCUAUGCAGUCCAACUGCUCCUGGUCUAAUGCCUAGCCCUGCACCCAUCCUCAACGUGAACUCUUCAGACUGUUUCUCUGGCUCACCAGGGGAGAGAGAAGGCAGAGUGGGCAGCUCUCCCCUGCUCUAUCCACGCCUCUCUGGACUACAUCGCAGUAUGGAGUCUCUGCCUUUGCAGAUAAGUGUGUGUCCAGCAGGGAACACUGUGGUAGAGCCCACGGCCAAGCAGGAUGAGAGACGUUUGGGAAGCAGCUGGUCUGCAAGCAAUAGAGCCUCUCUGACCCUCACAGUGGAAAGUUCACAAAGAGAGAGAAAUACCCUACCGAAGAAAGAAUUAAGCCAACACAGCUCGUCUCAGAGUGAAGACAAUAGUAAAGAGAGACGUCACUCACACACAAUCAUGAGCCCAAGUGCAAUAGACAGCCCUCCUCAGCUACCAUCUCCAACGCUAACCAGCAAGAUUCCACUAAACAAUAUCGUUGCACACAGUCCUGGAACAGGCACUCCUAGGAUGACUCGCUCCAACAGCAUCCCCACCCAUGAGACUGGCUUUGAGCUGUACCAGGCCUCACCACUGGGCAGCACUCUAUCACUGGCCGAACGGCCAAAGAGCAUGAUGCGCUCUGGAUCCUUCAGGGACAAAGAACCUGGUGACGAUGUUCAUGGCUCAGUGCUCUCGCUGGCAUCCAGUGCUUCUUCCAGCUAUUCCUCAGCUGAAGAAAGGAUGCAGGGGGAACAAAUUCGUAAGCUAAGAAGAGAGCUGGAGUCCUCCCAGGAGAAAGUGGCCAGCCUGACUUCUCAGCUGUCUGCUAAUGCUAACUUGGUGGCAGCGUUUGAACAGAGUCUCGCCCUAAUGACCACACGCCUGCAGUCCCUCUCAGCCAGUGCUGAACAGAAGGACUCUGAGCUAAUGGAAUUGAGGAAGACCAUAGAAAAUUUGAAAGCCAGGAACAUUGAGGCACAGGCUGUUAUUCAAGUAGCACUCAAUAACCCCAGUGUUACCCCUAAAGAGCUUCGAAUUAAGAGACAGAACUCAUCAGAGAGCAUCGCUAGUCUGAACAGUAUUACCAGCCACUCAAGUCUGGGCAGUCUGAAAGAGGAUGUCAAAAAGAAAAAGAAAAAGAACUGGUUACGGAGCUCCUUUGGAAAGGCAUUUAGCAUUAAGAAGGGCACAAAGUCCGGCUCUCUGUACUCUGACAUUGAGGAAAUCGCCACUCCCGACUCCUCUGCCCCCAGUUCUCCCAAACUGAGCCAUGAAGGAGAUGAGGAUAUGCCCAUGUCCCUUCAGUCCACCCAGACAAACUCUUCUUCUGUGAUCUAUGAAGGGAAUGAGGAGCAGGAAAGUGAAGAAAAAGUGGUGUCUGAGCUUCGCUCUGAGCUCUGGGAGAAAGAGAUGAAGCUGACAGAUAUCCGUCUAGAGGCACUAAACUCAGCCCAUCAACUGGAACAGCUGAGAGAAGCAAUGAACAACAUGCAGUUAACAGUUGAAAACCUGAAGGCAGAAAAUGACCAGCUGAAAACAGGAAGUGCUCCACAGUCACUGGUGCUCCCUUGCGUUCCCCCCACCUCCUCCACCUCUCAGCCAUCAGGACUGGCUGCUAUGCUUGGAUCUGGCCACCUCACAACUGCCACAAACCUGGCUAGGUCUUGUAGUCUUAGCCUUAAUGAGUGUUCUGAGCCAAACAAUGUACCCAUGGAGGUAUUGAGUUUAUCUUCCCCAAGAGAUGAGGUUCGGCUGCGUGUGGUGGUCCGCAUGGCUGACCAACAGUUAUCUAGAGAGCAGGUGAAACAGGAUUUCUAUAUUGGUUCAGUAAAGAUAGACUCGAAUACUGAUUGGGCUACACUGGACACAGUCAUCACCACAACUUUCCAGGACUACCUUUCCCAGGUGGACCCCAGUGCUAGCAUGGGACUGUCUGUAGACUCAAUACACAGUUACAGUAUAAACCAAGUCAAGCGGGAACUUGGCGACAAAAGUCCAGAUAGUUUGCCCUCUUACUUUCUGAAUAAAGGGCCUGGACUUAUUACUGUGACCCUUAAAGGUUUUAAGGAAAAAUGUGUGGACAGUCUUGUCUUUGAGACACUCAUUCCCAAGCCAAUGAUGCAACACUACAUUAGUCUGUUGCUGAAGCACAGACGACUGAUUCUGUCAGGUCCCAGUGGCACAGGAAAAACCCACCUCACUUCUCAUCUGGCUUAUUACUUGCUAGAGAAGACUGGCCAUGAGGGAUCCCUUGGCCAUGUUGUUAGCUUCAACAUGCACCAGCAGACCUGCAAGGAGCUCCAGCUGUACUUGUCGAAUUUAGCCAAUCAGAUUGACCGUGACUGCAGUGCAGAAGACAUCCCAUUGGUCAUUGUUUUAGAUGAUGUCAGUGAUGCAGCAUCUAUUAGUGAGAUGGUCAACAGUGCACUGACGUGCAAAUAUCACAAAUGCCCAUACAUCAUUGGAACAACCAAUCAACCCGUGAAGAUGUCAUCAAAUCAUGGCCUGCACCUCAGUUUCAGGAUGGUUACCUUCUCCAACAACGUGGAGCCUGCCAAUGGCUUCCUGUUGCGUUACUUGCACAGGAAGCUGAUUGAGGCAGAGGACGAGAGCACAGUGCACCAUGGAGAGCUGCUGAAGGUGCUGGACUGGGUCCCCAAGCUCUGGUACCACCUGCACACAUUUUUGGAGAAACACAGCACGUCCGACUUCCUCAUUGGUCCAUGUUUUUUCCUGUCAUGUCCAGUGACAUUAGCAGAGUUUCGUUCCUGGUUCAUUGAUUUGUGGAACCAGUCAAUUAUUCCCUAUCUGCAAGAAGGAGCAAAGGAUGGGAUGAAGGUUCAUUGUCAGAAGGCAGUAUGGGAGGACCCAGUGGAGUGGGUACGGGACACUCUGCCUUGGCCCUCAGCCCAGCAGGACCAAGCUAAGCUCUUCCACCUCCCUCCCCCCACUGGUGGCCCAAACACUGUCCCAACACAGCCCAACAGUGACAGGCCUGGAAAGGACACACAGCUACUGGCCAUGGAGUCAGACCCACUGAUGGCUAUGCUGCUGAAACUGCAGGAAUCAGCCAACUACAUUGAGUCGCCAGAAAGGAACAUUUCAGUGGACCCCAGUUUCCAAGCCACGCUUUGAACGCCAAAAAGAUCUGGACUCAAGCGCUCACUAAUGGCUAAGUCUGUUAAAACAUUUUCUUGUGCAGUUGGUAAAGAGUGUUUCCUCCUGUAAUGGUUAUGCAGGCUCUACAAAAAAAAACUGUAAAGGAUAUGCAGACUCAACUAUAGAAAUGACCAAAUCUUUGUCUUUUGCAUCUGUACUCUAACUGAAAAAAGAAAGUCAAAAAUAUACGGGGGGAAGAAAACUAAUGUAUUUGCACCAUUGAUCUAUCCGUUCCUUUGCUUAUCUAAUCUACAAGUGCAUGGCAAUCACUGCACCUGAAACGUACAGAGAUCAUCAGACUUAGAGAUGUUGUGUGUUUUCUCCACAUCUGCUCAAGGAACCGAAGAAAUCUCUCUUUUUCUCAUGACUAUCAAUUCUCAUUAAGUAUUUAUUUUUUACAGCUAAAUGUAGAACUUUUAACAUUCAAACGGAUGAUUAUACAUGUCACAACUACCUUUGUUUAGUACAGUAUGAAGGUGCAACCACAGAAUUACAGACAAUUUACAUGGAUGCAAAAUGUAACUCAAGAGAUGGUGCUUAGAGUACAGCCUUAACAGAUAAACCAUCCAUGAUACAGUAUUCCAUAAAUUGACUUCCAGAGAGAUGUGAAGCUUAUCAGAGUUUAUCUAUUACCUCAUAGCUUGUAGAAUGAUGCACUAUAAGUCCAAACAUUUGUAGACACCUGCUCAUCCUACGUUUCUACAAAAAUCAAGGGUGUUAAUAGGGAGUAUUCCCUAUUCCUUUGCUGCAGAAACUGCCUUUAUUCUUCUAGGAAGGCUCCAGGACAUUGCUGUGAGGAUUUGAACACAUUCAGCCUCAAGAGCAUUAAUUAGGUCAGGUACUCAUGUUCAAUAAUAAGCAGUGAACCCCAGAAUAGCAGUUGCACCACUUCACAGCCCAUCCUGGACAUAGGGCAUGUUGACAGUAGACCUGUGGCAUGCAGUCUUAUCUGCCAAUAGCCGGUGUGGCCGCAGGUUUUCAUUCCAAACAAGCAGGGACUUGCCUGACUCCGCUCAUUUAAUCAAUUGCUAAGUCUUCAAACAACUGAUCAGCUGUACUCCUGCUUUGUUGGAAAAAAAAACUGCAGCCACACCAGCCCUUUGCAGAUAAGGGCACCCCUGCAAUAGACUAUACAAGACUAUACAAGCUAUGUGCGCACAAUUCAAUGCCUGUGUCAGCAGUGGGCACACCGUAAAGCAGCUGAAUUCCCCAGUUAGAAAGGAUGCCUGCAAAAUUUUGAACAUAUAGUCUGUAAUGUCAUGGUACAUUGCAUUCUUAUAAGACUUGGAGAGAUGACAAAACAACAGUUGGUGCAUAAAGAUGUUUUCAAAUGAGAAAAUGCACUUUGUUUUAUAGAUUAAAUGAAGUAUAUAGCCUUUUGUUGGUGAUUGUAAUUUAAGAAUGGAUAAUGAGCAGAGAUGACUAAGGUAGUCUAGAAGGAUUAAGGAACAAUUUUGCCUUCAAUGGUAAAUGAUUGCACCUUAUUUGUUCCACAAUCUAAGGUGCUUUAUAUAUAUUAAAAUGGCAAGAAUGGAAAGCCAAGCCUUACAUGUGAUAUUCCAUUUUGAGUAUCAAUAUCAAUAUAUGGUAACACUUCAGUUUAAGGUCCCUGCGUAAGGACUUUAUAAAAUGUUUACACUGCAUGCUUCCACAGACACAUUUAAACCUCUGUUCAAAAGUUUGGAAUCACUGUUUUCAAUAAUAAAUCUAUAAAAUGUAUGAAAUUGUUAUAUCCUAUUCUGUGAAUUUUUACAGGUUUCAAAAUAAUAAAAUCCACAAGCAAA
Colossoma macropomum (tambaqui) is the source of this 9407-nucleotide messenger RNA. It is a transcript of the gene nav1a, whose product is annotated as neuron navigator 1a. The transcript has 30 exons. Bases 2080 to 7599 code for a protein of 1839 amino acids. Gene Ontology annotation, cellular component: axon initial segment; microtubule cytoskeleton. Gene Ontology annotation, biological process: neurogenesis; microtubule bundle formation; neuron migration. Gene Ontology annotation, molecular function: ATP hydrolysis activity. The record is from RefSeq and is a predicted model, not a curated record. NCBI's taxonomy places the organism in Eukaryota, Metazoa, Chordata, Actinopteri, Characiformes, Serrasalmidae.